GCUGACAGAAAAAAAGAGCUGUGUUGUCCUAAAUGUAUUUUGUACACUCGGUAUGGGGUCCAUUCACAUGCAUAGACCCAAUAUCUGGUGCAUUAUGCUUCCUGGAUUUCAAAGUAAUAGCUCGUAAUGAGCUGACAAUUGAGCGUUUCCAGUGGCUGCCACAACACGUGGGGUUGGCGCUAUUUGGUUGAGUACAAUCGCUUGUGCAGCUAGCGUUAUGAUGUAAACGGUAGCUAGGAAGUUCCUCAUACAUUCGUUAAUCCGCCCUGUAUCGCCAAGCACAGUAACCUGCAAAUAGUGGUCUACACUCUCCCCUACCGCGGCGAAAGUUGGGCGGAAACAUGGACUUCACCAUUCGCGCAGCUACUCUCGAGGACUGCAAAGACAUCUCGCGGAUGAUCUUGGAAUUGGCCGAAUAUGAGAAGGUCUCAGAUCAUGUGAAAAUUACACAGAGAGACCUGGAGCAAGAUGGGUUCUCCAAAAAUCCCUUUUUCCACGGAAUAAUCGCAGAGGUGCCUGAACAGCACCGAAGCAAAGACGGUCACACCAAGGUGGGCUACUCCCUCUACUUCUAUACAUACAGCUCAUGGAAAGGGAGAGCCGUGUACAUGGAGGAUCUGUAUGUGAUGCCCGAAUACAGGGGCAAAGGCAUUGGGAAGGCCUUGAUGAGUAAGGUUGCACAGCUGGGAAUGGCGGCUGGAUGCAAUCAGCUGAACUUCGCUGUCCUUGACUGGAACAAGGCUUCGCUGGACUUCUACCUCAGCCAGGGCUGCUUUGACGUGACCGCUGACAUGGGCUAUCACUGCAUGCGCUGUGAGGGAGCGGCACUGGAGAACCUUGCACAGGGGGAUUCAUAAAAGCAGCGGCACCAUCCCACACCCACACACACACACACACACACACACACACACACACACACACACACACAAACCAUGUCUGAAACAUUUCCCAACCUUUUCAGCCAUUGACCAUGGGUCUGAGGUAAACCCCCCUUCCUCACAGCAUUGGGCAGCUUGCAGCAAAAGGCUGUUCACUGCUGAUGUUCUAAUCUACAUUUUAUGUCAUAGUGUAGCACGUGCCUCUUGUCACAUCUUUGCUGUUUUCCUUUGUGAGAUUGAUAUGUAGGGAUAGGAACCAAAGACUCCCUAAAUGGCUCUACAGAGACAGUGAGACAUAGUGUGACGGAAAAUUCUGCGUGUGAGAUGUGUAGUCAUUUAAGUUGUGAAACUUAUGGAAAUUCAACAAAUGGAUUUCUUUUACAGCCAAAUUUGCAUCGUACUGUGUUCAUCUCCGUGAACUAAACCGCUGUCCUGUAAGUUCCUUGAUAGCGACAAAGUUUGGUCCGACUGGGGUUUAAGAGAGCUGUUCACUCAAAAUGCCAAUGUUGUGAAGCACAAACCACUGUGGCAUAGACAGACCUUUCACAGAGGGUCCCUGGUUAGACUACAUGGGCAAGUUAUGAGUAUAGCUUUUGUCAGACACGGUGCUGAAAUGAAGUAACUGAAUGCUAAAAAGCAAAAAAAAAAAAAAACUUUAUAAUUAAUGGAUUAAUUCAUUGUUUGUCCUGAUUGACAUUUGAAAUGUUGCAGAUGGUUUCAAACCAGUUGAGUUCUAGUAUAGAAAAUGUGACAAUGUAUAUCACUGUAAAUGAUAUCAAAGCACAAACGUGUACAGAAACAGAAAGCUCUAGUGGCCCUUUCAAACCGAGAAAGCCUGUCACCUUAUGUUGUCUAUGUGUGUGAGUAUCAAGACCUGUGCUUGUUUAAAUGUACUGUAUUUGCAUACUCUAGGGUCCUGUAUAUAAAACUGCUGGAGGACCUCUUAACAGUUGAAUAAAAAAAAAAUCUUUCAGGUAGAAUAAGGGUGUGGGAUAUUUUUUAGCCGUCACAGACCGACUUACGCAAGUGUGACGGUGUCACCGAGGUGCUAUGUAAGACACAGGACAAAAUUGCUGUGUAGAAGCAGUCAAAUCCCUCAAUGCAAACAUAACAUGUAUCUGUCGGUGGAAUGUGUCUCGUGUAUUACAUUCUCCCCUCUUCUGCUCUCAGCAAACAUUGACGAGAUGUAGCGGUCCUUGUUGGAUUUUGUAGCAAAAGCACAAUGCUGUGGUAGCAGGAGGAGCUGCAGAUGGUGACUUGAUGUGACGAGAGUUUUGUGGUUGUCUGUAAAAAAAUAUCUGCACACUGUGUCUCCUUCUCUCAAAAAUGUCUUUGUGUGAGUGAGGUUGUCUUACAGCACUCUAUGGAGUCUCUGCUCUAAGCAGUGUGUAGUAUAAUUACAUAUAUAAUGUUGAAAAAUACCUGCUCCCAUGUUCCUGUUAUCUACCUGAAUCCUUUGCACAAUUGCUGUUUUUUUUAUGCUGAUGUUCAUGUGGGACUAAAUCAUCCCACACAUGCAUACAUUUCUGUCAUCAAUCAUUCUCUAGUACUACCUGUAUACCCUAUUGCACUACACACGUGUAAAUAAUCUCUCAUUUUGUUGGGUGCAGUUGAUAUUUAUGUGAUGUGGUGUACAUGUUAUUACACAUGUGCUGCUGUGGGUAAAUUAGUCAUUAUUGACCUCAUCAGGCUGCUAGGAGGCCUGUGGGAACACUGUGCUAUAUCCCCCCCCCCCCCCCCCCUUUUGUUUACUACUGUUAGGUAGAGAUUCUUUUCCAAAGGAACAGGCUUUACCUUUCUGAAUAAAGCAUUUAAUUUGA
Clupea harengus (Atlantic herring) is the source of this 2698-nucleotide messenger RNA. RefSeq names its product spermidine/spermine N1-acetyltransferase family member 2a, tandem duplicate 1 (gene sat2a.1). NCBI's taxonomy places the organism in Eukaryota, Metazoa, Chordata, Actinopteri, Clupeiformes, Clupeidae. The record is from RefSeq and is a predicted model, not a curated record. Gene Ontology annotation, molecular function: N-acetyltransferase activity.